This is a messenger RNA of Tauraco erythrolophus (red-crested turaco), 957 nucleotides long. NCBI's taxonomy places the organism in Eukaryota, Metazoa, Chordata, Aves, Musophagiformes, Musophagidae. The record is from RefSeq and is a predicted model, not a curated record.
GCACGUGGCCAUGGAGGCUAUGAGUCUGAUUUUAGUGAUGAGGAGAAUGGAGAGAAGUCUGUGCAAAAGGCUAAAAGUAUAAAGGAAGAUGGCCUUCUGAUAAAGCCAUUCCAAAAGGCAAAACAAGGCGGUGUGGUUCACAGACAAUUUGCAGCUGAAGAAUGGGAUAGGGAAGAAGCAAGAAAAAGAAGAUUUCACUUGAUAGCGAUGGAUGCCUAUGAAAGACAUAAAAAGUUUGUGAAUGACUACAUUUUAUACUAUGGUGGCAAAAUAGAGGAUUUCCGACGUUCUAGCGCAAAUGACAAGACGGACCUUGAUGUUAUUAGAGAAAACCAUAGAUUCCUGUGGAAUGAAGAUGAUGAAGCAGACAUGAAUUGGGAGAAGAGACUUGCAAAGAAGUAUUAUGAUAAAUUGUUCAAAGAAUACUGUAUAGCAGAUCUCAGUAGAUACAAAGAGAAUAAGUUUGGUUUUAGAUGGCGACAUGAGAAAGAAGUAAUUUCAGGAAAAGGUCAGUUUUCCUGUGGAAAUAAGCGCUGUGAUGACAAAGAAGGCCUUAAGAGCUGGGAGGUGAAUUUUGGUUACGUUGAACAUGGUGAAAAGAGGAAUGCACUUGUGAAAUUGAGACUAUGUCCAGAAUGUUCCUACAAACUAAACUUUCAUCACCGGAGGAAAGAAGUCAAAGCAUGCAAGAAAAGAGGCACAACUGCACCGGGGUCUAAAGAACCAAAAAUUAAGAAGACAAAAUUAUCUCGUUCAGCAAAAAAGAAGUCAAAAAAAAAGACCCAUAAAGAUCAGGUUUCUUCAGAAGAUUCAGAUAAUUCUGAUAAAGAUUCAGAUAACAGCGAUGCACAAGAUGGUCCUUCAGAUGCUGACUUUUGGAAAGGUCCUUUACAAGAAGCAGAUGAAAAAUCACGGGAAGAGGAGUUCGAUGAGUAUUUUCAAGACUUGUUUCUCUGA